Cutaneotrichosporon cavernicola is the source of this 375-nucleotide messenger RNA. RefSeq lists its product as uncharacterized. The record is from RefSeq and is a predicted model, not a curated record. The coding region runs from base 1 to 375 and encodes 124 amino acids. The transcript has 2 exons. NCBI's taxonomy places the organism in Eukaryota, Fungi, Basidiomycota, Tremellomycetes, Trichosporonales, Trichosporonaceae.
AUGCAGGUGCUCUCCCGACACCGCCGGAUGUUUUCGAACCCCGGACCGUCGCCACCGCCGGAACCCGUUCUGCCAGAGGACACGAACCGGAUCCUCAUCGCCGUGCGGAGUCAUUACAAGCUCCGUCUGCGACCGGAUGACCACCUCUUCGUCGCCGUGUCGCGUUUACUCAACGGCGAGCUGGUGCGGCAGCGAGCCAUCCGCCGUGGCGACAACGCCAUCACCGUAUGGGAUGACAAGAUUGUCAUCACGACGGCGGGGCGUAUGGACGUCGACUUUAUGCUCUGGGCGGUUAGCGAGACGGAGGCGACGUACCGUGAGGGCUGGCUGGUGACGGGUGUCGCGAGGGAUCCGAGCAAUGGGAGCUUGUUGUGA